AUGCAGCUGUUCUAUAGACUGAGCCUGCAGGUGGACAUGCAGCUGUUCUAUAGACUGAGCACUUACAUGCUGCAGGUGGACAUGCAGCUGUUCUAUAGAAUGAGCACUUACAUGCUGCAGGUGGAUGUGCAGCUGUUCUAUAGACUGAGCACUCACUUGCUGCAGGUGGACAUGCAGCUGUUCUGUAGACUGAGCACUCAUGUGCUGCAGGUGUACAUGCAGCUGUUCUGUAGACUGAGCACUCAUGUGCUGCAGGUGGACAUGCAGCUGUUCUGUAGACUGAGCACUCACUUGCUGCAGGUGGACAUGCAGCUGUUCUGUAGACUGAGCACUCACGUGCUGCAGGUGGACAUGCAGCUGUUCUAUAGACUGAGCACUCACUUACUGCAGGUGGACAUGCAGCUGUUCUGUAGACUGAGCACUCAUGUGCUGCAGGUGUACAUGCAGCUGUUCUGUAGACUGAGCACUCACGUGCUGCAGGUGGACAUGCAGCUGCUCUGUAGACUGAGCACUCACGUGCUGCAGGUGGACAUGCAGCUGUUCUGUAGACUGAGCACUCACGUGCUGCAGGUGGACAUGCAGCUGUUCUAUAGACUGAGAACUCACACACUGCAGGUGGACAUGCAGCUGUUCUAUAGACUGAGCACUCACGUGCUGCAGGUGGACAUGCAGCUGUUCUAUAGACUGAGCACUCACGUGCUGCAGGUGGACAUGCAGCUGUUCUAUAGACUGAGCACUCAUGUGCUGCAGGUGGAUGUGCAGCUGUUCUAUAGACUGAGCACUCACGUGCUGCAGGUGGAUGUGCAGCUGUUCUAUAAACUGAGCCUGCAGGUGGACAUGCAGCUAUUCUAUAGACUGAGCCUGCAGGUGGACAUGCAGCUGUUCUGUAGACUGAGCACUCACGUGCUGCAGGUGGACAUGCAGCUGUUCUGUAGACUGAGCACUCACGUGCUGCAGGUGGACAUGCAGCUGUUCUAUAGACUGAGCACUCACGUGCUGCAGGAGGAUGUGCAGCUGUUCUUACUGCAGGUGGACAUGCAGCUGUUCUGUAGACUGAGCACUCAUGUGCUGCAGGUGUACAUGCAGCUGUUCUGUAGACUGAGCACUCACGUGCUGCAGGUGUACGUGCAGCUGUUCUAUAGACUGAGCACUCACGUGCUGCAGGUGGACGUGCAGCUGUUCUAUAGACUGAGCACUCACGUGCUGCAGGUGGACAUGCAGCUGUUCUAUAGACUGAGCACUCACGUGCUGCAGGUGGACAUGCAGCUGUUCUGUAGACUGAGCAUUCACAUGCUGCAGGUGGACAUGCAGCUGUUCUGUAGACUGAGCACUCACCUGCUGCAGGUGGACAUGCAGCUGUUCUGUAGACUGAGCAUUCACGUGCUGCAGGUGGACAUGCAGCUGUUCUGUAGACUGAGCACUCACGUGCUGCAGGUGGACAUGCAGCUGUUCUAUAGACUGAGCACUCACGUGCUGCAGGUGGACAUGCAGCUGUUCUGUAGACUGAGCAUUCACGUGCUGCAGGUGGACAUGCAGCUGUUCUAUAGAAUGAGCACUUAUGUGCUGCAGGUGGACAUGCAGCUGUUCUAUAGAAUGAGCACUUACAUGCUGCAGGUGGAUGUGCAGAUGUUCUAUAGACUAAGCACUCACCUGCUGCAGGUGGACAUGCAGCUGUUCUAUAGACUGAGCCUGCAGGUGGACAUGCAGCUGUUCUUUAGACUGACCAUUCACUUGCUGCAUUUCUAUAUCUUCAGUUCAUUUCACUGA
This is a messenger RNA of Arvicanthis niloticus (Nile rat), 1767 nucleotides long. The record is from RefSeq and is a predicted model, not a curated record. Lineage: Eukaryota; Metazoa; Chordata; Mammalia; Rodentia; Muridae.